AUGCAGGCUGCAGUGGUGAGAGGUUGCUUGGUGCUCAGUGUCUGGAUGAUUGCUGCUACCCAGGCAGGAACACGUUUCCAAGAUGUGGCAGAGUUCAGGAGGACUGGCCAUGAAAAUCACCACAUACAUGGCUGGUCCCCAGACAGCAGCUCUUGGGAUGACCAGCUUUAUCCUGCCUGGAAAUCUGGUGAUCCUAGAUGGGAAAACUGCUGGAGAGGUGGCAAAGUAGUGGCACUGUUGACCAGUGACAGUCCUGCACUGAUAGGGUCAAAUAUUACAUUUGCUGUGAAUCUACGUUUUCCCAGAUGUCAAAAGGAGAAUGAAGAUGGGGAUGUAGUCUAUGAACGAGGAUGUGCUAAUGCUUCCUUUAGUGAUCAGUAUGUGUAUAACUGGACCAAAUGGGUACCAUUCUGUAAUGAAGGAAACUGCAGUUUUUCUAGCAAGUUUCCAGAUGGAAGACCAUUUCCUCACCACCAUGACUGGAGACGCCGUAACUUCAUCUACAUCUUCCAAACACUGGGCCAGUACUAUCCGACAACUGGAAGAUCUUCAGCUGUUCUCUCAAUAAAUACUACAAACAUCACAGCUGGUGCACAGAUGAUCGAGGUGACUGUUUUUAGGAGAGGCUACAGAAAACAUUACCCUGUUGCUAAAGCGAGUGGCUUGUAUAUUGUAACAGAUCAAAUUCCUUUCUAUGUGAACAUCUCACAGAAAAAUGACAAGAAUUCCUCUGACCACAUCUAUAUCAAAGACUCUCCAAUUUCAUUUGAUAUUAAAAUCCAUGAUCCAAGCCACUACCUAAACAAAUCUAUUCUGUCUUUCAACUGGACCUUCGGUGAUGGCAGUGGCACCUUUGUUUCCAAUAACCCAGUCUCCACUCAUACAUACACCUUGCUUGGAAACUUCAGUCUGAAGCUAACAAUCAAAGCUGCUAUUCCAGGACCCUGUAAACCAGUUACACCUACUCCCCUUCCUACAACAGGAGCCCCAACCACACCUCAUACUACAAUACAUACAACUGGUAACACAACUGUGCCACCCUUUCCGCUAACUACAGGAAGAACAUAAUGCUACUACCCAUGUUAUCUCCACUACCCAUACAACUAUACCAACAACUACUUCAGUUCCUGGGUGCUUUAUCUACAGAUAUGGCUACUACACCACAAAACAUUACAGUUGCAGAUGGCAUCCUUGGUGUGAAUAUUAUUGAAAUGAACACUAUCAAAGUGUCUCAGGCUGAAAAUUCUUUAAUAGAUUUUGUGAUAUCCUGUGAAGGCAGCAUGCCUACAGAUGCUUGCACAAUUGUUUCCGAUACUUCAUGCAUGAUUCCUCAGAACAUGGUAUGUGAUCAGAUUCCAGCUUCAGACCAGUGCCUCUUGACACUACGCAGAGCAUUUGCAGAACCGGGAUCCUACUGUGUUAAUAUUACACUAAGUGAUGAUGCAAGUCUGGCUCUUGCAAGUACCCUGGUCUAUGUAGAUGGAGGAUCAGGAACAAAGACUACCUCUGUAGUCCUGACUAUACUUGGAUUGGUGGUCCUUGUUGCAACAGUGGCCGGUGUCAUUCUGUACAGGAAAUAUAAGGAGUACAAGCCCAUCAAGAAUGCAACAGAUGGAAGUGGCAGUCAGAUCAGUGUGUACUUCAGACAAGUCAAAGAUGUCUUGUUUCAUGGAAGCCACAAUGAGCAUGAUCCCCUUCUGAAAAACAAAGCUGGAAUUAUAUAG
Molecule: messenger RNA, 1724 nt
Organism: Staurois parvus
Lineage: Eukaryota; Metazoa; Chordata; Amphibia; Anura; Ranidae
Source: the annotation of a GenBank genome assembly